AGACAGAUCGAUCUAAACUAAGGUAUGUGUUUGUUUGUUGUUGCUGCUGCUGAGUAGUGUAAUGUAAAUUAAUAAUAAUGUGAAUCAUCAUCAUAAAAUAAAAUCAAAUGCCUAAUAUCUGUCAUCAAUCAAAUAAUAAAUCACCAACCUUCUCUCUUUCUCUGCCACCCAUUCUAUUCCUCUGUUCCUCUAUUGAAAAUCAAAAACUCUGGGGUAACUGCAAGAAAAAACACAAACCUAAAACCCAAUCACAUUCUUAAACAAAAACAAAAACAAAAACCCCCCCACCAUUAUGCCAUGCUUCACAUCAAACCCUUCUUUUUUCUUCCUUCUUUUAUCUAUCUCCCUUUUCUUUCUCUCCACCAAUUCAAAAACCCCUCAUUUUUCAGAUGAUGGUGAGAGAAACCAUAACGAUAACGAGGAGGUGUUACCAUGGAAAACGAGGAGAUCUAUGGCGGAAAGUGCUGCUGUUUUGCCAAAAGCGUCGUUAAUAUUGGCUCAAGAACGGACAACAAGAAAGGACCCUCUUGAUCAUUUCAACAUUUACAAUGGAGGUUGGAAUAUCAGCAAUCAACAUUACAUAGCCUCUGUAGUUUUUACUGCAGUUCCAUUCUUUAUUGUUGCUGCAGUAUGGUUCGUGAUUUUUGGGCUUACUUUGUGCAUCAUAUGUUUGUGUUACUGCUGUUGUCGUAGAGAGUCUUAUGGCUAUUCACGUUUGGCCUAUGCUUUGUCCUUGAUCUUCCUCAUUCUCUUCACCCUUGCAGCAAUAGCUGGAUGCAUUGUACUUUACACUGCUCAAGGGAAGUUUCAUGUAAGCACCUCAAAAACACUGGAAUAUGUUGUCAGUCAAGCUGACUUCACUGCCGAAAACCUCAGGAAUGUGUCAGAUUAUCUCGAUGCAGCGAAGAAUGUUGGAGUAGAUGCUAUAUUUUUACCCACUGAUGUUCAGAAGAACAUAGAUACCAUAAAAACCAAGAUUAAUUCUUCUGCCAUUGAACUUUCCACCAAGGCUCAUGAAAAUGCGGAGCAAAUACAAGAUGGCAUAGAUGGAAUGAGAUUGGCUCUGGUUAUUCUUGCUGCUGUUAUGCUCUUUAUUUCUUUUCUCGGAUUCUUAUUUUCGAUAUUUGGGCUACAAGGUCUUGUAUACUUUUUGGUAUUUUUCGGAUGGUUUCUUGUUGCGGGCACAUUUAUACUUUGUGGUGUAUUUCUUUUUCUUCACAAUGCCGUUGCAGAUACAUGUGUUGCCAUGGAUGAGUGGGUUCAGAACCCUACUGCACAUACAGCCUUAGAUGAAAUUCUUCCAUGUGUGGAUAAUGCAACUGCCCAGCAAACCCUUAAACAAAGCAGGGAAGUGACGAGCCAACUAGUUAUGUUGGUUGACAAAGUCAUUUCCGAUGUCACCAAUAAAAAUUUUCCGCCUCAAGCUGGACCUGUGUAUUACAAUCAAUCAGGCCCCCUCAUGCCUCUUCUCUGCAAUCCGUAUAACCCUGACCUCACAAUUCGGACAUGUGGUUCAGGGGAGGUUGCACUGGACAAUGCUACUGAGGUUUGGAAGAAUUAUACAUGUGAGUUGUCUCCAGCAGGCUUUUGUAAGACGCCUGGUCGGAUGACCCCGGCUAUUGCUUCCCAAAUGGAAGCUGCAGUGAAUGUAAGCUAUGCCUUAUAUCACUAUGUUCCUUUCUUGGUUGAGCUACAAGACUGCACUUUUGUUAGAAAAACAUUCACAGAUAUAAGCAACAACUAUUGUCCUGGUCUGCGCAAUAACAGUCGAUGGAUUUAUGUCGGAUUAGUCGUAGUAUCUGCUGGUGUCAUGUUGUCUUUGAUCCUUUGGGUCAUUUAUGCAAGAGAGCGGCGUCAUCGUGUUUACGCUAAACAGUUCAUUGCUGGAUAAAUAUGUAUAUGUUGAGACUUAAAACAAACAAUAUGAUUCUCUUGUACAUUUGAGUUUAGAUUGGUUUUCAAGAUGAGUUUGGAAUGUUAUUUUAUGUGAUGUAGAUGUUUGAAAAGGAGUAGAUGUUAUUUGCAAAGGCUGUGUUGCCAUGGAGAUGAGUUUUAUGUAUGCUGUCAAUCACAAUUUUCUAGUACCCUAUGUAUGAAAACUAGUACAACCAAGUUCCCAACUUAUUGGAAUUCACAGAGAAAAUGGGACAUGCUCUGUAAGUUGUGA
Messenger RNA from Trifolium pratense (red clover), 2167 nucleotides. RefSeq lists its product as uncharacterized. The transcript is spliced from 9 exons. Gene Ontology annotation, cellular component: plasma membrane; plasmodesma. The record is from RefSeq and is a predicted model, not a curated record. Lineage: Eukaryota; Viridiplantae; Streptophyta; Magnoliopsida; Fabales; Fabaceae. Bases 293 to 1891 code for a protein of 532 amino acids.